AUGGCGCAGAACAUGCAGAAUGGCCACCCAAGCUUCCUCGAUGAGGAGAACAUCGACCCAGUGCUGCGCGGCGACGACGACGAUGAGGAGAACGAUUCUGGCGACGAGGAGGCCUCUGCAGCACCAGGAUCAGCAGCAACCACAACAACAACAACAGCAACAGCAACACCAGCCAAUCCGUUUUCUGUUCCUCUGCUCCCUCCUCUUCCAGCACCACAACCAGCAGCAGCAGCAGUAGCACCAGCAGCCGCUCCUCCUGCUUUCCGCCGUCCCGCUCGCGCUCACACUCGCGCUCGUCCUCGCUCUCUCGCUGCCGCCACCCACCCCUGGGACAUCCCUACCGCAAUGCCGGCCAAUCUCCAGGCGCUCCUCCUCGCACAGCCUCUCCCACCACCACACACCACCAAUUGGCUCGUUGGCGAGCGUACCGCGAUGCAAUCGCAACGCAAGCGUGGUCGGCCGAGCCGGCAAUACAACUUCUUCCUCAAACGCACCAAACAGCAGCUAAAUGCUGUGUUUCUCUGCUGCACCCGAAAGGGCAGCAACACCAGCGCGGGAAGGGGAGAGCAGGACAGGAAGGGCGUGAUUGUGGUGUCUGGCGCGUCGCUUUCGGCUCCGGUGAUCAUUGGGCGGGCUCCAAAGCCCAAUGGUGGUGCUGCGCUGUGGGAGUACUUGCCGUGGAACGGCCUGGACGCGGCUGGAGCAGAUAUCUGGGGUCUGGACGCAGAGAAGGUGGUCAAGACCUUCGACAACUCGAUUUGA
Messenger RNA from Cyphellophora attinorum, 762 nucleotides. RefSeq lists its product as uncharacterized. Bases 1 to 762 code for a protein of 253 amino acids. NCBI's taxonomy places the organism in Eukaryota, Fungi, Ascomycota, Eurotiomycetes, Chaetothyriales, Cyphellophoraceae. The transcript has a single exon. The record is from RefSeq and is a predicted model, not a curated record.